AUGCACAAGAAUUUUGAAGAGAAUAGAGAUAUAGAACAAAAGUCUGAUAGCAAUGAAGACACUACCAUUGACACUGGUAUUGAUCAUACUAAUGAUAGAGAAGAUCACAAUUCCAGAAAAUCUACCAGAGUUAAAAGAGUCCCUGGAUACCUAAAUGACUACAUACACCAGGUUAAUCAUUCCUCAUCAAGUUAUCUUCAUGGAAAAAAUAGCUACAAGACUCCUUAUCCUAUUUCCAAUGUUCUGUCUUAUAACUCUUUAUCAGAAAAACACCUAAAGUACACUUUGGCAAUAUCUGUCAACAAUGAGUCUAAAUCCUAUAAUGAGGCAAAAGACAAAUGUGAAUGGAUCACAGCCAUGAAAAGAGAACUAAAAGCCUUACAGGACAAUGACACUUGGUGCUUAACUCAACUUCCUCUUGGAAAAAAUUUCAUUGGUUGCAAAUGGGUGUACAAGAUCAAGCACAAAGCUGAUGGCAUCAUAGAAAGGUACAAAGCUUGUUUAGUUGCUAAAGGUUAUAUACAACAAGAAGGUAUAGACUUUUUGGACAAUUUUUCCCCUGUGGCUAAACUAACCAAUGUUAGAAUCCUUCUUGCUAUUGCUGCCUCAAGAAAUUGGCAUCUACAUCAACUGGAUGUUGAUAACGCCUUUCUGCAUGGAGACCUAAAUGAAGAGAAAACAUCCACAAAUUUUACUGCUCUCCUUGUGUAUGUAGAUGAUAUUAUUUUGGCAGGAGAUUCUAUCACCGAAAUAGAACACAUUAAAUGUCUUCUUCAUCAUUCCUUUCGUAUCAAAAACCUAGGGAAGUUGAUAUACUUUUUAGGCUUUGAAGUAGCCAGAUCUAAGAGGGGGAUACGCCUAUGCCAGAGGAAAUAUGCACUGGACAUUCUUGAAGAGACAGGAAUGCUAGGAUGCAAGCCCUACACUACCUCAUUUCUAAGUGACACCAACUCCUUGUAUAAGACAGAGAAUUACUUGGCCAAUCCCAGCUCCUAUCGUAGACUUAUAAGGAAGUUUCUUUAUCUCACUAAUACUAGACCUGAUCUAUGUUUUUCUGUUAAUCUUCUCAGUCAAUUUGUUCAAGCUCCUACUGAUUAUCACUACCGGGCUUUGCAUCAUAUGCUAAGAUACGUAAAAUUCAGCCUUUCACAAGGCCUUUUCUUUGCUGCUGAUUCCCAUAUCCAAAUAAAGGCUUUUAGUGACUCAGACUGGGCAACUUGUCCUAACACAAGAAGAUCCACUACUGGAUUUUCUAUCUUCCUCGGAUCCUCUCUUAUAUCAUGGAAGACUAAGAAGCAUAAUAUUGUGUCCAUGUCUUCUAUUGAAGCAUAA
Messenger RNA from Vigna umbellata (rice bean), 1332 nucleotides. The record is from RefSeq and is a predicted model, not a curated record. Lineage: Eukaryota; Viridiplantae; Streptophyta; Magnoliopsida; Fabales; Fabaceae.